Bubalus bubalis (water buffalo) is the source of this 3585-nucleotide messenger RNA. It is a transcript of the gene REPS1, whose product is annotated as RALBP1 associated Eps domain containing 1. Lineage: Eukaryota; Metazoa; Chordata; Mammalia; Artiodactyla; Bovidae. Gene Ontology annotation, molecular function: calcium ion binding; protein binding. The coding region runs from base 616 to 2811 and encodes 731 amino acids. The transcript is spliced from 18 exons. Gene Ontology annotation, biological process: endosomal transport; endocytosis. The record is from RefSeq and is a predicted model, not a curated record. Gene Ontology annotation, cellular component: cytoplasm; plasma membrane.
CUCUCCUCCCGGCCUCACAUCCGGGUCUGGAGCGCGGCCGCCGCUGUCAGUGUUGCUGCGGUCGCGUCGGGGGCCGGGCCGGGGCGCAGUAAAUGGCGGCGGAGGGAGGCGGAGCGGCGGCCGCGCUCAGCCCUGAACCCCCGAAACUUUAGACUAGAAGCCCCACAACUUUUCCGCGAAGUGCUGCCGCUGUGGGGGCGUGGACGGAAGGGGAAGGCAAGGCGGGAAGUCUUGGGGGAAGCGGCAGGGAGCCGGAGAGACUCGAACCCGCGGCGGAGGCGGUGGCGGAGUCCGCCCCAGCCUCGCACCGCCGCGGCCCCCGCCUCCUUCCCCGUGUUCUUCCCGCGGCCGCCGAGGCGGAGCCGGAGCCGCGCGCUGCGCGGGGCCUCGUAGGCGGCGGCGCGCCGAGCCCAGCCGGGCUCCCUCCCCGCGACCUCCGGGCCCUGUAGCUCCGACGCCCCCCGCGCGCGUGAGGCCGGGGCUCCCCGCCGCUUCGGGGAGGGGGGCGAGGAGGAGAAGGAGGCCGGGCGGCGCGCAGUCCCCACCGUCCUGGGGUCGCGGGGCCGAGCCCCUGGUGUUGCAUGCGGGGCGGGGUGGCCGUGAGCGGAGGCGAAGAUGGAAGGUUUAACGCUGAGCGAUGCGGAGCAGAAAUACUACUCGGAUCUCUUCUCCUACUGCGACAUCGAGAGCACCAAGAAGGUGUCGGCCAACGGGCGAGUGCUGGAGCUGUUUCGGGCCGCGCAGCUGCCCAACGACGUGGUCCUCCAGAUUAUGGAGCUUUGUGGUGCAACAAGACUUGGUUAUUUUGGAAGAAGUCAGUUCUAUAUUGCUUUGAAACUUGUAGCUGUUGCCCAGUCUGGCUUCCCUUUAAGAGUGGAAAGUAUAAAUACAGUAAAGGACCUUCCUCUGCCAAGAUUUGUUGCUUCAAAGAAUGAACAGGAAUCUCGUCAUCCAACCUCAUAUUCUUCAGAUUCUGAAAAUCAAGGGUCUUACUCUGGUGUAAUCCCCCCACCACCUGGCAGGGGACAAGUGAAAAAAGGGUCCACAAGCCAUGAUACUGUCCAGCCUCGUGCAUCUGUAGAUCAGCAGGAACCUGUGUCCCCAGUAGUCUCGCCACAGCAGUCUCCACCGGCUUCUCCACACACAUGGAGGAAGCACAACCGCCAUCCCAGUGGAGGAAACAGCGAGAGGCCUCUUGCAGGACCUGGGCCGUUCUGGUCUCCCUUUGGUGAAGCACAAUCAGGCUCUUCUGCUGGUGAUGCAGUGUGGUCAGGACAUUCUCCACCUCCACCUCAAGAAAAUUGGGUCAGUUUUGCUGAUACUCCACCAACCAGUACUCUUUUAACCAUGCAUCCUGCUUCUGUCCAGGACCAGACAACAGUACGAACUGUAGCCUCAGCUACAACUGCCAAUGAAAUUCGUAGGCAAUCCAGUAGUUAUGACGAUCCUUGGAAAAUAACAGAUGAACAAAGACAGUAUUAUGUAAAUCAAUUUAAAACCAUUCAGCCUGAUCUAAAUGGAUUUAUUCCAGGAUCUGCAGCUAAAGAGUUUUUUACAAAAUCAAAACUUCCUAUUCUUGAACUUUCUCAUAUUUGGGAACUCUCAGACUUUGAUAAAGAUGGAGCCUUGACACUGGAUGAGUUUUGUGCUGCUUUUCAUCUGGUAGUUGCUAGGAAGAAUGGCUAUGACUUACCGGAAAAACUCCCUGAGAGCUUAAUGCCCAAACUGAUUGAUUUGGAAGAUUCAGCAGAUGUUGGGGAUCAGCCAGGUGAGGUAGGUUAUUCAGGCUCUCCUGCAGAAGCUCCUCCAAGCAAGUCUCCGUCGAUGCCGUCACUAAACCAGACUUGGCCUGAGCUGAAUCAGAGCAGUGAGCAGUGGGAGACAUUUAGUGAACGCUCUUCAAGCUCACAAACUCUGACCCAAUUUGAUUCUAACAUUGCACCAGCUGAUCCUGAUACUGCUAUUGUUCAUCCAGUUCCCAUUCGUAUGACUCCAAGCAAAAUCCACAUGCAGGAAAUGGAACUUAAAAGAACUGGCAGUGAUCAUACUAAUCCCACUAGCCCAUUGCUUGUGAAAACAUCUGACCUGUCAGAAGAAAAUAAGAUAAAUUCAUCAGUGAAAUUUGCUUCUGGAAAUACUGUAGCAGAUGGGUACAGUAGUUCAGACUCUUUUACUUCGGAUCCAGAACAGAUUGGAAACAACGUAACUCGUCAAAGGUCUCAUUCAGGAACAUCGCCUGAAAACACUGCACCACCACCUCCACCUCCAAGGCCUCAGCCCUCUCAUUCUAGAUCAUCAUCUUUAGAUAUGAAUCGGACCUUUUCCGUCACAACAGACUUGUGUAUUCACACAGGACAGCAACAGGCUGGAGUUGUUGCCCAACCUCCUGCAGUGCCUCCAAGACCACAGCCCUCACAGGCUCCUGGUCCCGUUGUGCAUCGCCCAGUGGAUGCCGAUGGCCUAAUAACUCACACUAGUACCUCACCUCAGCAGAUACCAGAACAACCAAAUUUUGCAGAUUUCAGCCAAUUUGAAGUAUUUGCUGCAUCAAAUGUAAAUGAAGAACAAGAUGAUGAAGCCGAGAAACAUCCAGAGGUCUUGCCGGUUGAAAAAGCUUCUGAUCCUGCAAGUUCUCGAGUUGCCAAAACAGAUAGUAAGAUUGAAGAAAAGACAGCUGCUAGUGCUCCCGCCAAUGUGUACAUUGCAGAUAACAAGACACUUUUUGAGAAAAAAAUUUUGGUCACUUUUUUUGUUAUCAUUGAGACAUCUCCAGUAGUCACUAAAACAGUGAGUGUUUCUGAAAGUAUUUAAAUGCUACUUUCUGGACACUUUUUUUUUUUUUUUUUUUUACUGUUAGUACUUCUUUAAUUUUUUUAAUAGUGAAUUUUAUUUUGUCAGUAAAUGGCAAUAGAUUAAAAAUAGCAUUUACCCAAAGGGAUGGCAGUUGACUCUUGUUUUUAUUUAUUAACAGGUCAAAUCAGGUUACAGUAAAUACCAGACUGUUAUAUUUGAUUCUGUUGAGGACAGAUCUCCAAUAAAAUAGCCACUCAUUUUUAAGAGUUAUUAUAUAUCUUAAUGAAAGAUUUUUUAAAGAAUUACCUGGUUUUCCACUUCUUUAUAAAGUAUUCAUUAAGAUAAUAUAUCUUAGGAUAUUUGAAUAGAAAACCCUCUGGUGAUACUGGAUGCAUAUUUCUAGAGACUCCCUUUUAUAGUUAUUGAACAGAUAUAUAUUGAGUGUGUUAUGUUAAAACUGAAUAUUAUAGCCUUGAGUCACAGAAUUUGGGCCUUGAGCUUGUUAUGUCACCCUGUAAAAAUUUUGUCUAAUAGGUACAUUUACACUUGUGAUGUCACUAGGAACAUUCUUUCCCAUUGUAAUUUAAGUUAGCUGUUGCCACAAAUAUAUAAAUUGCUUUAAAGUAGGACCCAUAAUUUUUAGAGAAUGAAAGGCUUAAAGAAAGCAUAUGAUGUUGGCAAAGUGCUAACAAACCACAAAUGUCUUUAAGAAAUGCUUAUUAUUCAUGAAAUUCUUGUCUCCCAGAGCAAAGGCACAACACCUCUUGCUCCACCACCUAAACCUGUUCGAAG